AUGCCAUCAUCCUGCCAUAUUGCCAAAAAAUACUCUCUGCAAUUAAACACAGCCAUGAAAAUGAUGAACAACCCUCUCUCAAACAUGCCAUGCAUCAAGAACUAUCAUCCCAUGCUACCGUCAUUGACAUGUCAAAGAAAAUCGGAACAAACGCCAUAUUUAACAUUCUCAGUAUCUUUUUGUUCAACCCAUUUGUUUCUAGUAUUUUCAAUUAAGCAAAUACAAUAUUACACUGAAAGACAUGCAAGCUUUUCAGAUAGGUAUAUUGCAAAGUUGAAAAAGAGACUUAGAGUAAAAAGCAGAAAGAUAUACAACAAAACUUUCUCUGCUCCUAGAGAUACCAAGAAAAUCAACCUGAGAGUAUAA
Molecule: messenger RNA, 366 nt
Organism: Phycomyces blakesleeanus NRRL 1555(-)
Lineage: Eukaryota; Fungi; Mucoromycota; Mucoromycetes; Mucorales; Phycomycetaceae
Exons: 5
Coding region: 1-366 (121 amino acids)
Source: RefSeq, a predicted model, not a curated record